CAAGGUCAAUAUCAUUUGUAAACAAAACGGCAGCCAUGAUGCGGCCGGACACCGCCUCGUGCGACUGGCAGCUGUCGAAGGAGAGCCUGGUGGAGCGCAUGAAGCUGGUGCUGCGGACGUCGCAGUGGAGCGACUGUGUGUUCCGCGUGGGUCCCGAAGACGACCACCAGAUGUUCCGUGUGCACAAGCUGGUCCUGGCGGCCAGCAGUCCUGUGUUCGACGCCAUGUGCUUCGGCCCACUCGCCGAGAAGUCCUGCAUCGGCGUCCCAGACAUCGAGCCGCAGGUCUUCCAGAUAUUACUAGAGUACAUGUAUGGGGACGUGCUCCAGUUGAAGUCUGUGGAGGAUGCAUGUGGGGUGCUGUACGCAGCCAAGAAGUACAUGAUGCCUCACUUAGCGUACCUCUGCCGCGAGUACAUCAUUAGAAAUAUUUCCCCGGCCAAUGUCCUGGGCCUGUUGGACUUUGCAGACAGUGUCCAGGAGUCCGAGGUGUAUGAUUCCUGCCUGCAGGUUAUGUGUAAGUACACUCAAGAAAUUGCAAAUUCCUCUAAGGGCUCCAUAACAUCGCUGGCAGUUUCAGCACUACUAGAGCAAAAUUCACUGAACAUCAGUGAGGCGGGACUGUUUGACAUGGCAGUGCGUUGGGCGAAAGACGAGUGUCAGCAGUCCGGAAUACCUGCGAGCAGAGCUAACUGCCGGACUAUGCUGAUGAAAAUAAGGGCUUUGGCGAAGAUAAGAUUCCUCACUAUGACCCCAGAAGAAUUCGCAGAUGGUCCAGAACGCUCUGGGAUCUUGACAGCGGAUGAAAUUUGUGCCCUUCAUUUUGCAUUCUGUGGUUUGCAGAACGGAAACCUGCAGUGCGGUAGUGCAGAUUCCUCUCGUGAAGAUAAAGAAGGGAAUUCCGUGUACGACGACGAAUCCGAAUGCAAGUGCGAUGAUGUGGAUGACCUGUUUGUCAUAUUCGGUGCCAAACACAAGCAAUCUCUCUCGAGCCCCAGUACAAUCGCCAAGAACUUGACGAGCGUUCUGGGCGGGCACGGCCUGAGCUGCAACGCCCGCCCUCGCAACAGGAUCUCAGUGAGGCAGCUCAGCUGUGCCAGGCGCUUCCUGAAGACGGCUGUGACGGUGCCGGGACGGCUGCGCCUGCUGACCAAGCUGCGGGUCAGCCGCGGGGUCGUGAUGACGGGGAUGCGCUUCUUCACACGCCUGCUGCCCCAGAGCGAGUUCUCGCGGGGGCGCGUGCUCUCGCAGGAGUACCAUGAGGACCUGGAGGUGUGCGUGCUGGACGGGCAGGGCGCUCUACUGUCGCGUACGUUGUUCACGGACACGGUGGUGUACAACACGCUGGCAAGCAUCGCGUUCAGUGAGCCGGUGCACCUCUCCAGCAACAAGGAGUACAGUGUGGUGACGUUGCUCCCGGCCGGGGAGGGUCUCGAACACGAGUAUCCCCUCAGCUUCUUGUCCGAGACUGAGACUUGUCACGGCGUCGAGUUCCGCUUCUGUGACCACGCCGAAACCAAUGGCAAUGGCACGUUUGUGCGCCGCCUGGACAUGGGCUUUGUUGAUACUGUCCUCUUCAAAUUUUUGUAGAUUAAGGGUCGUAGUCUUUUUCACAAUCUAGAUUGUCUGUGAUUUAGUCUUAUUGCGGGUAUUUUCUACUUAUGGCUUGUUUACAGCCUAGCUGAAAUGAAGAAUACUCUUUCUUGACUGUGGGUUCUAUAAAGAUAGGGUGUAAGUAAACCAAAGCCUCCAAACUAUUACUUAGUUAUUUCUUAGCUCCUAACUGGAAUGAAAGGCAAAGCCACUCUAGAAUCAUACUUAAAAACUUCCAUUUUUUUUGUUGGGUAUAGUACAUUAGUUUUGGUUAUUCUGGUUAAAAAAGUCCUUGGUAUUUAUAUAUGUUUGUGCUGAUAUUUGUGUUUAUUAUUUUUCCAAUGUAAUGCAAUUUUGAAGUUAUAUUUGUGAUGAUUUUGUUACUUUCAAUUGUAGGAACCCAGUUUAACACAAUUUUUUAGGGUCAUUACAAACACUUGUUUUUUCCACCAACUGCCCAUAUCAUGCAAAUAACCAGUCAGUAAGUCUCUAAACAGUGUUUGCACAACGUCAGUGUUUAAGGUGACAGUUUAAAAGGUAUGAGGUUUUUAAGUGACAUUGUUAAUUUCUUGUGCUACAUUUAUUUAUCAGUUUGGAAAGUACUGAGCAUCUUGGCAUGCAAACUUAUCAACAAGUAGGCCACGUCUAAAGAAUAGUUUCAAUCAGUGGUUGUGAAUCGAAGGUAUCUUGUGUGGUUCUGGUGGGAACCACUUGUUCACACACGAACAUUGGACUGUUUAAUUUGACACACUGUGAUACCUGUUUCUGUAAGAUAUUAAACCUUGAUUGAUGUUAUGCAAGCCUGCCCUUGUCCCCUGCAAUGUUUAUCCUGACAGCUAAGGCAAUUCAUUAUCUUCUCUUUAGUGGCUAACAGAAAGAAGGGGCUGUCUCGAGUUGCAGAAGAGCCAUAGGUGUAAGGUGUUUAAUUUAUUUUCAUAGAAAAAAGAAAUCAGAAAACAAGUUACAGUUUUCUUAGAUCUACAUCUUUUUAAGUACUGCAAAAAUCUUCUCAAUAUAUAAUUUUUUUUUAAACCCAAAUUUAAUUUAUUUGUUUCUAGGAGCUUUAAUGUUGUGUGAUAGUUUGUAAAAAAAAGUCUCUACUUAUCACUUGAGUUUAUUUUUCUGUAAGGAGAGAUAAUCUCACCAAUAUGUUGAACUGUGUUGUGUCAGUCUUCUUCGUUACAUAUACAUAAUUUUUUUUGUGUGUGUACAUAGUUUAUGAAUGCACUCUGUUCUAUUAGUGUCUUAUUUUGGUCACUAGGAAUUGUUAAGUUUUUGCAUGGCACAGGGUCUUUCAAAAUUACUACAGUAUUAUUGAUGACUGUGUCUGGCCUACAGAUGGCGUGAUUGGCUUGCUUAAUAGCCUACUUGUUCUCUGUUAUGCUAGCUUUUAUUUAAAAAAAAAACAACUAAAUAUUAGUUAAACAUUUUUACUGUGAAAAUAAUAUUAAUUUGUAAUUGGUGAUCAAUUAUUCUAGAAUGGCAUGCCAGAGCCUAUAAAGAUGUCAAACUCCCAUGCUAGCUCCCAAGAGAGAUUGUUUAGAACUCCCCUACAAGGUUGGGUCUCGUGUAAGGUGCCACGGUGGUGUUGAAGUCAGAUCACUCGCCUUCCAUCGAGGCGAACCAUUUUUGAAUCUGCGGGAUCGAACCUAGAUUUUUCGCAAGUGGAAAACAUGGCGGUUGUCGCAGUGAACCAGUGGGGUUACUCAGAAUAUUCCAGUUUUCCCUCGCCCACGCGUUCCAUGAAAGCUCCAGCCCUAUGUCAUGACCCCUCGUCGUCUCUAAUGAUCUCGAUGGUAAUGAGACAUUAAGAUGUAAUUUAUUUAUUCUUAUAUGCAAUAUAUACACACAGUAGAACCUCGCUUUUAUUUUACAGCUUUUUAAGUUUUCCCAUUAUUUGCACAUUUUUAUUUUGGUUCCAUUUUAACCUCAUUUGAUGCAAAGCAAUAAAUUCCCAUUGAUUACAACGAGCCUGCAAUAUUCUUCCUGCAUUUGACACUGUUUGUUUAUGUUAUUCCUACAUAAAUUCAUUAUUCCUGUGUUUUUCACGUACAUCAUAAAUAUGAAAAUAACCAUUCAAAUACAAAAUGCUAUCGUUGAAGCUCCUGGAUUUUUCGAUGUGCUGUUUACUGUUGUUGAUGUUGCUGUUUACUGUUUAAAAACAGUAUUUACAGGUUGCCAACGCUGGUCUAAUAAUGGCAGACUUUGAGAAAAUGUUAGCAUACGAUGCUAGUGCUAUAGUUUAUAGAAAUUUAUACAUACCGUGUUAUGUAGUUUAUUAUAUUUAUGCUAUAUCUUUGUCAACUUCCGUUAAAAAUAACGUGGUGGGUAACAUAUUUAAAAGUCAAUAAACGUAAAAUUUGGUCUUUUACUGAGAGUAACUAACAGAAUUUUUAUCUGUAUGUAUUUUAUGAAGAUGGCAGCUUGUAAAAGAUGGAAAACAUUUUCAACUGAAAAAAAAUUAAACAUUUUUUAAAGUGCAUGGAUGAUUACAAAGGUUACACUCGCUGAAAUGUUAGGCAUGCCUAUUUCAACUCUGAACAUAAUCAUUGAAAUCAUUGAAGGAAAUAGAGCCCAGUGUGGUGAUAAAGUACUGUAUUUUUAUUAAUAUUUAACCUGUAAAUGUCUGAUGUUACUAUGAAUUGUUAAUUAAAGUAUGAAGGUACAUAUGUACAUAAUACUGUAUGUAUGCUUACCUGCACUCUAUACAGAAUGUAAAUAUAGUACUUUAAUGUUAAUUAUUCUAUUUAGAUAUGCUUCAGACACUGUUAUCAAGAAUUAUGUGUAUACCAGAAUAUAGUAGGCCUAUGUUAAGGUCAUAUAUCACUGUCUGUUCUUUGAGCAAAAAAAAAAAAAUUUUUUUUUUUUCAGACAUUACCCUUAUUUUACAACAUUUUCAGACAUGCCCUUGAAUAGUGUAAAAAAGGGGCCCUACUGUAUAUUAUUGAAAGCCAUGCCUCUUGCAAUAAAUGAUUGCCUUGUAAAUGUGAAGAAAUGAGAAAUCUGGUGAAACCAAUAAUUCUUUUCAAGGUGCUAAAUAAAAACUGAGUUCGCUUAGCCUUAGAUAUUUAAAAUUUCCCGCCCUUAUUCUGAGCUACCUAACUAUAAAUAAAAAAAAAAUUGUUUUUGACAAAAUUUUAGGUAGACUUAAUUUUUCAAAACACACUAUUCACUAGUUUUGGCAGAAACAUGUGUUUUGUCAACAUAUAGUAGUUUUCUAGCAAAAAAAAGACUAUGUACAUAUGUGAAUUUGUCUUGCAUGGCUAUUACAUGAUUAUUUUAUGAGAGAGAGCAUGGCACAACCUCCAUUAGGUGUCAGUUGAUAAACACUUGUACUUUACUCCAGAUGUAUUGCUUAAAAAAUGUUAUGACAAAAACAUUUUUAUUUUUUCAUCCCUUUUAAAUAUUUUAUUUUAAACUUUUACAUGUUUACAAUAUAAUGUAAAAUUUACUCUUAAGAUAACAUGCAACUUUUAUCUAAAAGUGGAACUAUCCUAUUUAACUAUUCUUAAUGAAAGUUGGUAUUUAGGCUUUUUUUUUGUAGUCUCUCUACAAAAUUCUUUUAAUGGUGAUGCUAGGAUGUUUAAAGAAAGAGAGAAAAAAAACUUGUUUUUGAAGAAAUCAUUUGAUUUUUUUCUAUUGGAGAAUAAAACCAAUAUUUAUUACUAUUUAAAAAUCCAGCAUAUUGAACAAAACUUACUCAUCCUACUCCUGAUUUUGGUUGACAAUUAUUUU
Messenger RNA from Bacillus rossius redtenbacheri, 5327 nucleotides. RefSeq lists its product as uncharacterized. Gene Ontology annotation, cellular component: cytosol. The record is from RefSeq and is a predicted model, not a curated record. Gene Ontology annotation, molecular function: protein binding. Gene Ontology annotation, biological process: neurogenesis. Bases 36 to 1589 code for a protein of 517 amino acids. The transcript is spliced from 5 exons. NCBI's taxonomy places the organism in Eukaryota, Metazoa, Arthropoda, Insecta, Phasmatodea, Bacillidae.